This is a messenger RNA of Thunnus maccoyii (southern bluefin tuna), 2027 nucleotides long. RefSeq names its product musashi RNA-binding protein 2b (gene msi2b). Gene Ontology annotation, cellular component: cytoplasm. The transcript is spliced from 15 exons. Bases 188 to 1411 code for a protein of 407 amino acids. Gene Ontology annotation, molecular function: RNA binding. NCBI's taxonomy places the organism in Eukaryota, Metazoa, Chordata, Actinopteri, Scombriformes, Scombridae. The record is from RefSeq and is a predicted model, not a curated record.
CCUGUGGGCCAAGGUAGAGCAUGCUGAGAGAGAGGGAGGAGGGAGCAGGGGGCUGAGCUGAUCCCACGUGUGACGCUUUCAUUCCCGGCUCAGUAAUAUUCUCAUAGCGGGGCUUUGCAUAUCUCCUGCCGUAUCUGUGUGUGUCUGUCACUGUUACUGUAGUCCCAGCCUAUAGUUUGGAAUAGAUAUGGAAGGAGACGGGAGUCAAGCCACAUCCGGAAGCCUAAAUGAUUCACAACAUGACCCGGGUAAAAUGUUUAUCGGUGGCCUCAGCUGGCAAACCUCACCAGACAGCCUUAGAGACUAUUUUAGUAAAUUCGGAGAAAUAAGAGAAUGUAUGGUGAUGAGAGACCCCACGACAAAGCGCUCAAGAGGAUUUGGGUUUGUUACGUUUACAGAUGCUGCCAGUGUAGAUAAAGUCUUAGCUCAACAACACCAUGAAUUAGACUCAAAGACGAUUGAUCCUAAGGUUGCCUUUCCCCGUCGCGCCCAGCCUAAGAUGGUCACAAGAACAAAGAAAAUAUUUGUGGGUGGCUUGUCAGCCAAUACGGUAGUGGAAGACGUGAAGCAGUAUUUUGAACAGUUUGGGAAGGUUGAUGAUGCCAUGCUUAUGUUUGAUAAGACGACUAACAGACAUAGAGGAUUUGGUUUCAUAACUUUUGAGAGUGAAGACAUCGUAGAGAAAGUCUGUGAAAUUCAUUUUCAUGAAAUCAAUAACAAAAUGGUAGAAUGUAAGAAGGCCCAGCCCAAGGAGGUGAUGUUCCCACCAGGUACACGAGGGCGAGCCAGGGGUCUGCCCUACACCAUGGAUGCCUUCAUGCUGGGGAUGGGCAUGCUGAGUUACCCUAAUAUUGUGGCAACGUACGGCCGCGGAUACACUGGAUUCGCACCAAGCUACAGCUACCAGUUCCCUGGCUUCCCAGCGACAGCAUACGGACCGGUGGCGGCAGCAGCAGUAGCAGCAGCGCGUGGCUCAGGUAGGGGGGCCCGUGGAAGAGGCGGCUACUUGGCGUACCCACAGAGCACAGGGCCAGGCCUCCCCGAUUAUGGGUUUUACUCUGCGCCCAGUGACCAGAGGGGGGGGCCCUGCUCCUUUGCUGACUAUGGCUCCCUGGGGCCCCAAGCGGCUCAGAUGCUGCACAGUGAGCAUGCCACCUCCGCCUGCAACUCCCCCCUCCAGCACCUACACAGCCCGGAUCAAUUUAAGAACCCAGGCACCAACCCCUCAAGGCCCGGAGGUUUCCCCGGUGCUAACAGUCCAGGGCCUGUGGCUGACCUGUACGGACCUAGCAGCCAGGAUUCAGCUGUGGGCAACUACAUCAGUGCUGCUAGCCCUCAGCCUGGCUCUGGGUUUGGCCCCAGCAUCACAGGCCCGUUGAUUGCGACAGCUUUUACAAAUGGAUACCAUUGAGCAGGUGGCCGGUUGCCAUCUCAUCAGAGCAGAGUAUAUCUGGUGGCCCAGGAAAGACAGGACGAAGUUUCUAAUUGGCUUUGUGUGCAGGUGAUGCUAUCCAACUUCAAGCACUACAGCGUCACCCAGGCAAAAAGGACGAAAAGUCGGAACCAUAUGAAGAAGAAAAGAAAACGUUAGUCAUCUCAGAAAAAUAACAACUGCUGUACUAUAUCCCAAACCUCCUAUAACUUUACAACCUGGUUUGGUAUGAUGUUUCACGUCGAUUUCAUCCACCUAUUUCCUUCCUCUGUUAGCUUUUUGUUUUGAUUAGUUUUUAGGAAGUCAUUUUAGUUCAACCUUGAUUUUGUGUCGUUUUAUUUUAUCUUAUAGUAUAUUUGUGUAAAUGGAUUUUGUUUGAACUUACAGUACGGGGGUCAUAGCCAAGAAUAUCUGCAAGUCAUGUCUUCAUCUUUGUAUCGGUUAGUGUAAAAGGAAAAACGAUUGGAUGUUGCAUUCAGUCUUUCCACAAAAAAAAAAGGAAAGUCAGUGUGGAAAGACUCGCAGAAAAAAAAUAAUCAAGUUUAAGGAAAAUUUUAAGAGGGUAUCUAAGUAAUAAAUCUUAGUAGCUGUUUUA